This is a messenger RNA of Tachyglossus aculeatus (Australian echidna), 8639 nucleotides long. RefSeq names its product nuclear receptor coactivator 3 (gene NCOA3). Gene Ontology annotation, biological process: positive regulation of transcription by RNA polymerase II; cellular response to hormone stimulus. NCBI's taxonomy places the organism in Eukaryota, Metazoa, Chordata, Mammalia, Monotremata, Tachyglossidae. Gene Ontology annotation, molecular function: protein dimerization activity; nuclear receptor binding. Gene Ontology annotation, cellular component: nucleus. The transcript has 23 exons. The record is from RefSeq and is a predicted model, not a curated record. Bases 253 to 4731 code for a protein of 1492 amino acids.
GGCCGAAGAGGGGCCGAAGAGGGGCCGAAGAGGGCACGGGCGGCGGCCCUGUCUGCGGCCGAGCCGAACCGAACCGAGCCGAACGGAGCCGAGGACGAUGUCGGGGAGCGGAGUAUUCUUGUCCUGAAGGAAAAUACGGUGGAUUCCUGAAGAACUAGGCAGUGGAAUGUGAAAUUCUAUAUUCUAGGACAGCCUCUAGACGGAUAACCACGGUAGCCCAGCGGACUAGUAUACUGCUGAUGUAUAUUCAAGAUGAGUGGAUUAGGAGAAAACUCCUUGGAUCCGCUAACCUCUGACUCAAGAAAACGCAAAUUGCCCUGUGAUACCCCAGGACAAGGUCUGACCUGCAGUGGUGAGAAACGGCGCCGUGAGCAGGAAAGUAAAUACAUAGAAGAGCUUGCCGAGUUAAUAUCUGCUAAUCUGAGCGAUAUUGAUAAUUUCAAUGUCAAACCCGAUAAGUGUGCCAUUUUGAAGGAAACCGUAAGGCAGAUUCGUCAGAUAAAGGAACAAGGGAAAGCAACACCGAAUGAUGAUGACGUUCAGAAAGCCGACGUGUCUUCUACAGGGCAGGGAGUUAUUGAUAAGGACUCCUUGGGACCACUUUUACUUCAGGCAUUGGAUGGCUUUCUGUUUGUGGUGAACAGAGAUGGAAAUAUUGUCUUUGUGUCCGAAAACGUCACACAGUAUUUGCAGUAUAAACAGGAGGACUUGGUAAAUACAAGUGUAUACAGCAUCUUACAUGAAGAGGACCGGAAGGAUUUUCUUAAAAAUUUGCCGAAAUCCGCAGUUAAUGGUGUUGCCUGGACGAGUGAGACUCCUAAACAAAAAAGCCAUACUUUUAAUUGUCGAAUGUCGGUGAAAACAUCGCAUGACCUUCUGGAAGAUGUAGGCAGCAGUCCCGAUCCGCGGCAGAGAUAUGAAACGAUGCAGUGUUUUGCCUUGUCUCAGCCACGAGCCAUGAUGGAAGAAGGAGAAGAUUUACAGUCCUGCAUGAUUUGUGUGGCCCGACGCCUCACGACAGUGGAAAGGGUGUUUCCGUCCAACCCAGAGAGCUUCAUCACCAGGCAUGACCUUUCAGGCAAAGUGGUCAACAUCGAUACAAACUCUUUGAGAUCCUCCAUGAGGCCUGGCUUCGAAGAUAUCAUCCGGAGAUGUAUCCAGCGGUUUUUCUGCCUGAAUGACGGACAGCCCUGGUCCCAUAAACGUCACUAUCAAGAAGCUUAUAUUCAAGGACACGCCGAAACCCCAGUAUAUCGCUUCUCUCUAGCCGACGGCACCAUCGUGACAGCACAGACAAAGAGUAAACUCUUCCGCAACCCAGUGACCAAUGACCGGCAUGGGUUUGUCUCUACCCACUUCCUACAAAGAGAACAGAAUGGAUACCGCCCGAACGCCAACCCUCUCGGGCAAGGCGGGCGUCCGCCCCCGGCCGGCUGCCCUAGUUCGGUUAGCGGGGUGAACGUGUCGCCCGGUCAGGGCGUGCCGGUCCCGAGCAGGAGCUACAGCUCGGGCGACCCCGGUGCCCUGGGCCAGAUGGGCGGCCCCAGGUACGGAGGAGCAGGAGGAGGAGGAGGAGGAGGAGGCCCCAAUCCCCUGGGCCCGGUGAACCCCGGGCCGGCAAUGCCGCCCACCCCGUACCAGACCAGCGGCAACAGCGGCGGAGGCGGCAACUACGGCCUGAGCAUGAGCAGUCCGCCCCACGGCAGCCCGGGCCUCGGCUCCAGCCAGCCCAACAUAAUGAUCUCCCCCCGCAAUCGCGGCAGCCCCAAGAUGGCCCCCCACCAGUUCUCUCCCGUAGCAGGCCUGCAUUCGCCCAUGGGAUCCGCCCCUAACGCCGGCGGGCCCAGCUUCUCCAGCAGCUCCCUGAGCGCCCUCCAGGCCAUCAGCGAGGGCGUGGGGACGUCGCUCCUCUCCACCCUGUCCUCCCCCGGACCCAAGCUGGACCACUCCCCCAACGUGCCCCCGGCCCAGCCCGCCAAAACGGGCGGCCAGGAGUCCAAGAGCCCUCCCGGCGCUUACCGCGAGCCGAGCCCGGCGGAGAGCUCCGUCUGCCCGUCCGGCGGCCGGGACCACCUCGGCGACAAGGAGGCUAAAGAAAGCGGCCCCGAGGGGCCGGAGCAUCCCAGGGGGCCGCCCGAGAGCAAAGGCCACAAGAAGCUGCUGCAGCUGCUGACCUGCUCCUCGGACGACCGGGGCCACUCGGCUCUGACCGGCUCGCCGCUGGACCCCAGCUGCAAGGACGCCGCCGGGGCGGCCAGCCCGUCGGGUGUCUCCUCGUCCACGUCCGGGGGGGUGUCCUCCACGUCCAAUGUGCACGGGUCCCUGCUGCAGGAGAAGCACAGGAUCCUGCACAAACUGCUGCAGAACGGCAACUCCCCGGCCGAGGUGGCCAAGAUCACCGCCGAGGCCACCGGGAAGGACACCGGCAACGGUUCCACCCCUUGCGGCGACGGGCCCAUCAAGCAGGAGCAGCUGAGCCCCAAGAAGAAGGAGAACAACGCCCUGCUCAGGUACCUGCUGGACCGGGAUGAUCCGACCGAUCCCCUCUCCAAGGAGAUCAAUCCCAAGGUGGAAGGGGCCGACAAUAAAAGCGGACAGUGCAGCAGCAGCAGCGGCUCCACCAUUCCCACGUCGAGUCAGGAGAAGGAGGUGAAAGUCAAGACGGAGCCAGCCGAAGAGGUGAGCGGAGACUUGGAUAAUUUAGAUGCCAUCCUCGGUGAUCUGACCAGUUCUGACUUUUACAACAAUGCCAUGUCCACCAAUGGGAGUAAUCUGGGGACCAAGCAAGGAAUGUUUCAAGGAAAUACGCCUCUAGGUUUGCGAAGUCCGCAGUCAGUCCAGCCCACCCGACCACCUUUCAAUAGAGCCGUGUCUUUAGACAGCCCUAUUUCCGUCGGCUCCGGCCCCGCCGUAAGGAACGUCAAUGCCUUUUCCAUGUUACCAAAGCAGCCCAUCAUGGGCGGGAGUCCGAGAAUGAUCGAGAGCCAGGACAACUUUGGCCCCAACGCGGGUGGGCCCAAUCGAAAUAUGGCUAUGAGUCAGCUCGCCUCAGGCGACUGGGGUCUGGCCACCUCCAAAGUCAACAGAAUGGAAGCGGCAACCGCCAGUCCGAUCGCCAGAGCGGGGUCAGACUACGGCCUCCCCAGAUCUGCGAUGGGCGGCUCAGUUCCCGGCCUGCCCAUGAGGUCGAACAGCAUACCGGGCGCCAGACCGAUCCCGCAGCAGCAAAUGAUCCACAUGAGGCCCACCGAGAUGUCCAUGGGCAUGGGUGUGAAUCCUUACGGCCAGCAGGCACCUGCCAAUCCACCCAAUUCCUGGGCAGAAAGUAUGUUAUCCAUGGAGCAGGGCCCUCGGGGGACUCAAAACAGCAGGCAGUUAGUUAGGAAUUCAUUGGAUGAUCUCUUAUGCCCUCCGCCUAACGUAGAAGGUCAGAGCGAUGAGAGGGCUCUGUUAGAUCAGCUGCAUACUCUCUUGAGUAACACGGAUGUCACGGGACUCGAAGAAAUUGACAGAGCCCUAGGAAUCCCCGACCUUGUAAAUCAAGGGCAGGCUCUGGAGCCCAAGCAAGAUUCAUUCCAAGGCCAAGAGUCCGCGGUCUUGUUGGACCAGAAGACCGCUUUAUACGGGCAAUCCUACCAAACGCAGGGAGCGGCGAUGCAGGGUGGCUUUAGCAACCUGCAGGGUCAACAGCAGUCCUUCAACACCAUGAUGACUCAAAUGGGCCAGCAAGGCAACUUCCCCCUGCAAGGCAUCCACCCCAGGGCCAGCGUCAUGAGGCCGCGAUCCAACACGCCCAAGCAGCUCAGAAUGCAGCUCCAGCAGAGACUUCAGGGGCAGCAGUUUUUGAACCAGAACCGGCAGGCGCUGGAGAUGAAGCUGGAGAACCCGGCCGGUGGUGGCGGCGCGGUGAUGAGGCCAAUGUUGCAGGCCCAGGUGAACUCCCAGCAGCAAGGUUUUCUUAAUGCUCAAAUGGUAGCCCAGCGGAACAGAGAGCUGAUAAGUCACCACAUCAGGCAGCAGAGGGUGGCCAUGAUGAUGCAGCAGCAGCAGCAACAACAACAACAGCAACAGCAGCAACAGCAGCAACAACAGCAACAACAACAACAGCAGCAGCAGCAGCAGCAACCCCAAACCUUCAGUCCGCCGCCCAACGUGACAGCCGCGGCGAGCCUGGACAGUGGUUUGGCGGGCCCUGCGAUGCCUCCUGCUCCCCCUCAGCAAUAUCCGUAUCAGCCUAAUUACGGAAUGAGCCAACAACCUGAUCCCGCCUUCAGCCGGGUGUCCAGUCCUCCCAGUGCAAUGAUGUCAACGAGAAUGGGGCCUUCCCAGAAUGCCUUGAUGCAGCACCCUCAGGCAGCCUCGAUGUAUCAGUCGCCCGAGAUAAAAGGCUGGCCGUCAGGAAACAUGGCCAGGAACAGCUCUUUCUCCCAGCAGCAGUUCAGCCACCAGAGCAACCCGGCAACCUACGGCAUGAUGCAUAUGAACGGCGGCGGAGGCGGCGGCGGCGGCGGAGGCAGCCACAUGGGACCGAUGAACAUGAAUUCCAUGGCGAUGUCGGGAAUGCCGAUGGGUCCGGAUCAGGUAACAGGGUUUUAUCCUCUGGCUUUUCAGGGCCCAGCCGGGGACAGGAGAGACCGCCCUAGUCCCCACGCUAACCCACAGCUGUCCAGUAACGUCCACCUGGUACCCCCGGGGAGGGGCUGGGCUGUGGACGAGCAGGCCAACCUAUAGGGACGCAGGACGGGGCCCCGCCAGCCCGAAAAUCAGGGAGCAGGAUUAAAGCGAGCGAGAGAGCCGUCAUCUGCGGGAACCGAUGGUCGGUGUGCAGUGGCGUGGAUGACUCAAGCGUUGGCGCACAGAUGUUUUACCGGUGACUUCCUGGCUUUCCCCUCCCCCACCUCCAACAGAAAUACUGCUGAUCCCCGAAACCGGAACCCCUAAAAGAGAAUUCACUGUACAAAUGACGAUGCACUAAUGUUUUCGAGGCGCAAAAGAACGAGAGCGGUUGCCACUUGAACCUGGCACCUGGCCCCGCUGGAAAGGACCUGCUUCCCCCUCCCCUAUCUUGUCAAGGCAUCCCAGGUGACUUCACCUGACCGGGACUGGUUUCCGACCCGAGGCCGUGUCUACGGGUGUUUCUGUAUAUUGUGGUGUACAAAGCAAUGGACGCAAAUCAAUAUUUUUGGGCCCUCUGCCUCUCGAGAAUGCGGAUCUGGGAAAUGGAAUUUGAAGUCAAUACGGUAGGCUCCUUAGGUGUUUGCUUCUUCCUGUCUUGCUAUCCAAAGCCCUUUAAACUCAGUCAGGCCAAAGAGCAUGGAGAAAUCACGUGGGAUUUAGGAAACGAAACGGAACAGCAGCAACGAAAUGUCUGGUGGCUCUAGUAGCGGCGUCUGACCGAGAAUGUAGGCCCCAGCCUUGGGGAUGGUCUAAAUUACCGAACACACAAUUUUCUGCUAUCUUAGUGUCCCAAAUGAGUUGCGGUCUCUGGUCCUCUAGCUUCCCCAUCGACCCUUUAGCCCCAGUCCGGGCCAGGUGUCCACCGGUCCCGCGGAGGGUUGGUGAUGUGCCUCGCGAUUCUCCGGGCCUCUGACCGGCCCCCCAAAAACAGCUCAGAAUUCUAGGCGCCCCCCGAGUGACUCUGCACGGGGGAUAAUCUUUAAUUACAGUAUUUAAUGGCAGUAGUGAUUAAUAUUUACAUAUUAAUGUGCCCUGAGUGCACUUUAUAGAAAAAAAAGAGAGAAUGGAUUAAUGCAAUAUUUUUGAGGACUUGUAAUGGUGCGGUGAAUUGUUCCCGAUCCUCGUCAGAGCUCACCCAGCGGACAAGAACUGUAAAUUUGAAGAGACCGGAGAGCGUCACCCUUUGCCUGUAUGGUCAAGCAAUAAUCCUUUUUUUUGAAAAUAAACUUCAGAAAACCCAAGGCAAGGAACUGCAGUCUCAAUCAGUUUUGCAGCCUGUUCUUGUGAAUAGCUUUUGUAAAUACGAUCUUUAAGAUAUUGUAUUAUAUAUAUAUAUAAAUACAUAUAUAUAUAUGACUUUUGUAGGUCACAAUAACUCAUUUUUGCAGAGUUUGUGAAGCUAAAUAUUUAACAAUGUCGAUUUCCGUCAACUCAGCUUAGUGAGAUCAGCGAUAGAAGAGCGUGUGUUUGUGAUUUAGUGGCGGGGUGGGGGGUGCUCCCUUGAAGCUUCCCUUCCCUUCUGAUCCAGGACCCCUCACUCCUUUCCAUCUUCUAACCAAACUGCUUGUUCAAAAAAAAAAAAAAAUCAAGUUUGUUUAAGUUCCAGCAGUCGAUGGAUUGCUUUCUCCACCUUAUAACUAAGCACUUUGUUAGUAUUUUUCGUUUUCAUUUUUAUUUUUUAUUUGAAGGUGGAAGGGUUUGUUUUUGAUUCCAGGGCAAUUAGGCAAGAAAAAGAACUCUCGGGUUUUCGCAUUGCCCUUCAGUCGUUCCAGUGCAGGUGAGGGUAUGUUUCUCGAGGCGACCCCCUGCCUUUUCAAAUCAGUCAACAGAAAGAGCUUCGUUGGCCUUUUGUUCUCAUGAAGUGAAUUGUUCGUGAUAUUCGAGUGGUUUUCCCGGUUGCAGCCGUUUUAACGUUUCCUCGACGUCCCGAUCCGAAACCACCCACCCCCACGUCACUUCUGGUCCUCAAAACGCGCUGACAUUUUGAUGCAGAGAGAGAGGUUCCCCCUUGGGCCCCCGGGACAGCCAACUCUUAAUCGUUCGCUCGGGAGCGGGCUCUGCCUAUCUUUUGUCUGUCCCCCUUCUCCCUCCGGCCGCCUGACUUUUGGCCACCUUGACCGCAUGCGGUGGAUGUGGGAAAAAAGGGGAGCUGCAAUACAGAGUGGUCCGUUUGGCAGUCCGGUGGCAGCCAGAGAGAAAGUCUCAGAUGGGGAAGUGUUGGCAGUUCGGCUAAUGAUGGGGCUUUUGGAUUAUCCGUGCAUUUCGAGGAUCCUCACGGGUCCAGUCCCCUUCCUAGCAACAGUCGAGAGCUGGCUCUACAAAUUCGAUUUCAGCUCCCUAGCCGGUGUUUCACAGAAAUCUUUGCAGAGAUGACUCUUUAGUUCCCUUCACCCUUCAUAAUUCUCAGCAGUUCUCACAGCCGAAGUGUCCAGGAGCAACUUCAGAGGAGCGAGCGGGGAGUGCUUUUGGAAACGAGACGGGAUGUUUCUUUGAUGGACCGUUUCCCACCCCGUUGCCUAAAAUCAGGGGGCUCGGCCGUUUUUUGAGUAGUUGGAUUGUGUGAAGGGGCCGUUGGCGAGCAGGGAGAAUUGAAUGACAGCCGAAGCCAUAGGUGGCUAGUCUUCUUGUCGGGCAAGGAACUUUCCCACCCCUGUAAAGCGUUGGCUUAGCUUGACUUGUGCUGACACCGUCCAAGGCAUUUUUUUUUUUUUUAAGGCUUUCGGUGUACUUAACUUUAUCCCAACUGGUUCAUCUGGCCGUUGAAAGGAUUAAUGGCACUCCUCCCUUUGGAGUGUUUUUUUGGGUUUUUUUUUUUUGUUUUGUUUUGUGUUGUGUUUUAGCUCCUUUGUGCCCAUCAGCUCAGAAAGUGAUCCUGACAGUAGGCUGUCCUGGCCCAGGGCUGACAGGUAACAACCCCCUUCUCCAAACAGUCAACAUGAAAACGUACUGACGUCUCUCAGGUUUUUAUACUCAGUCAUUUUACCGGUGAGAACAUUGAAAGAAUAGAUCUCUGAGAUAGCGUACUACAUAGUAUAUCGUUCCCUUUUGAUUUUCAAGUUCCAUUUGAAUACCCCCGGUUUCUAAACUGCGCUACCAGAAAAUUGAACUAAUCCUCACUUUCGUCUGGCUCUAGAAUGCAUUGACUUCUUGCUGAAUCCAAAGAUCCUUUCUUAAUAAAGCUCAGUUGCGACGGAAAGGAAAUGAGAAUUUCUUUUUUUUUUUUUCCAAAGCUAUCCCAAAAUCAAAUUGUUACUAGGGCUGCGUUUUAUAAUUCUGCAUCUAGACGGAAAGGUGUCUCUACCAACCGACAGCACUCUCGAGUUUUUGUCAGCAUUUUUUCUCUAGAAAACGGACUGGGUUAAAUUUUUUUUUCUUUUGGCUGAACAGGAAAUAGGCUCAUAAGGAGCCCAAGUUAUUUAGUCGAUGAAACCGUGUGGACUUUGGUCUCUUCCCACCUGCCUGCUCACCUUGUUUUGUUUCCUCUUAACCGGAGAAGUUGGGUCUGGUAAAAUUCCUGAGUUUGAACUACUUCAAUGAAUUUCUCAUCCUGAUUUUGUUUGCUUCUUGCAGCAAGGAGAUGAAAGCAUUUUUUUUUUUCAUCUAAAGCAAAACUAUCUGAAUGUUACACUUAGUAAUGUGCAGGGGUUUAGGAAAAAAACCUAUUUUUUUAAUGUGUGGAAUUUCAAGGAUGAUGGAAAUGAUCCAGCAACUAUUAAAUCGCAUAUGAUUCUGAGAGCAAUAUGUCAGAAUUCUCAGGAGAAGGCUUGCAGUAUUGAGAAUUAAUUCAGUUUAAAUUUAGUUUACAUUUAAGUAUUGCUUGAAAUACCUGUAUCUUUCUCUGCGUUGCGAAAAACUUCAAACCAUGUGGGAUGAUUUGGAAAAACGGUUGGUUGUGCGCUCUGACUGCUUCUGAUUGUUUUGGAUGUUAAUAUUCAUGUAAAUAAAGGUUUCUAUUUAAAGCU